AUGAAUGAACAACCAUUGAAAACCCUCAUUGAGGUGAGGGAAGAUUUCAUGCUUUCACCAGCUGGUGAUAGUGAACCAACACUCAGAACAGCCCAUUUUAUCAAACCUAUUGCAAAUUCCAUUGAUGAAUCAACUUUUAAGGUUAACCCAUUUUCAUCAUCUUCUGUUUCUGGACUAAAGGAGAGACCUUUGACAACCCAUUUUCAUGGCUGGAGAUACAACCAAGAGAAAUGGUUCUAUUGGGUUGAUAAACUUAAACCAAAGUAUCAACAUUUGUGGAGGAAAGCUGGAAUCUUUCAAGCUAUCAUGAGUACUAAAUGUUACAUACAUAAAUAUGUAAACUUGUUAAUUGGGGUUGUGGAUAAUUGGUGUUCUGAGACAAAUACAUUUGUGUUUCCAUUUGGUGAAGCAACUAUCACUUUAGAGGAUGUCAUGGUUUUAGGAGGUUACCCUAUUCUUGGUGAUCCCGUUUUCACUUCACUUGAAGACCAAGAAUUGAGAGAGGUGCAAAAGAAAUUGAUCCUUGCGAGACAGCAGCCGACAAAUAGGAAACAGAGAGGUCAAAGAACAUUAGCGUGGAUGGAUAUUUUCAUUGAUAAAGGUAGUGAAAUUGAACAUGAAGCAUUUCUUGCUACUUGGUUGUCAAUGUUUGUAUUUCCACAUUUAAGUUUGGUGAAAAGUUGUUUGUUUCCUAUUGCUAUUCAUCUUGCUAGAGGAAAUCCUAUUGCUUUAGCACCUGCAGUUUUAGCUAGCUUAUAUAAGGAUUUAAGUUUUUUUAAGAAAACAAUUGUUGAUUUGUCAAAAUAUCCUAUUGAUGAAGUUACUAUUCGGUCACCCUUUUAUUUAGUUCAAAUUUGGGUAUGGGAGAGAUUCAAAAAUUUACAACCACAACCCAUGUUGAUCAACCAUGGAGACCCUUUUUUACUUAGGUGGCAUAAGGUUAGGUCCGUUCAAAUGAAAAUAGACAGUGUUAAAUUGGCAUUAGACUCUGCUACCAAUGAUUUUCUUUGGCGUCCAUAUGUUAGAUAUUCUGAUAAGUGUGAAAUGUUUUAUCAAAAUGAUGAAAUUUGGAUACCAUUUAAGAAAGAUUUGGUGGAUGAACAAAUGCUCUCAUUUGUUAUAUCCUUGAGAGUUUCUGAGCUUGUUGGAUUUGACUCCAUAGAGCAGUAUUUGCCACAUAGAGUUGCUAUGCAAUUUGGUUUUGAUCAGGAUGUUCCAAGUUAUGUCCCUAGGUUCAAUGAGACUGAAGAGAUUGCUUGGAAAAACUACUGCAGGCCCAUAUAUGAUAAAAAAUUGUAUUUUCCACCAAGACUUUUUGAGGCAGAUGUUACCUCCCGUUAUUCAAUGUGGUGGAAGCAAUCGGUAUUGGGUAGCAACGAUUUUGUUAAGAAAAUUGUGCAGAGGAAGAGAAGUGCAAGUUCAAGGAAACAUAGAGCUCAUGUAGGAAAUGCAAACAGAAGUGGUAAUGAUGUUGGUGUUCCACCUGGAUUUCCUCCCAAUCUUGUUGACUCUCUUACUUUUGCAAAAUUUUGUGAUGAUGGUUCAAAACCUAAAACUAGGAAGGUUGAAGAAUUUUAUGCUGAUGUUCAUCAUGAAAAUUCUGUUCCUGAUUGUUCACAAAUGACAAAACAUAACACUGUUAUUCCUUGCAUAUAUGUUGAGGAUUCUAACCAUGUUUCAAAAGUUAACAUUGAACUUUCAGUAGGGAGUUUGGAGGAAGGUUUUAAAGAUGCAAAUGGGAGCAAAGAAGCUAAGAUGUCUAGUGACAGAGUAUGUUCAUCUGAGACUAAUGGAAAAAGUUGUAGCUAUGCUAUCAGAAACAAUGUCUCUUCAUCUAACAACAUUACUGCUACUCAGCAUGAUGUUCAGUUUCUCUCUGAUAACGUUACUCAAGUUGAAGCUAAAGAAACAGUUGAAGAAAAAGAAAGAGAAGAAAAUGAUCAUGAAGUUGUGGUUUUGUCAAAAGAGCGAUCAAAAUCAAGUCCGAGAGGAGAUAAUAAUAAUACAAUAAAGGUUGAAGAAUCUUAUGACCUACCGCGGCCACCUGGUGUUACUUCCAAGUUUGAGAGAAAUCAAAUGGAAGGUUCCGAUAAAGACCAUCAGUUUGUAGUUUAUGAACUAUCAAGUUCUGAUGAUAAAGCAAUUGCAAAUGGUAAAGCUUUGUCUGGUGCUGAAUUUGAUGAUUUUAUAUCAUCAUUUGUGGGCGAUGAAGCAGAAAUGAAUAGUUUAUUUUGUGAUAGAAAUGAUGAAAAAGGAGAAAGUUUUAGUCCUUUUACAUUAGACAUGGCAAUUGAUCUUGAAAACAGGAUUCAGAAGCUUGAAAGUGUGGCUGAUAAGAUAAGGUUAAAGAAGCAAGAUUUGGCUCAAAAGAUUUUCAUUGACGAGUUAGUUUAA
This is a messenger RNA of Trifolium pratense (red clover), 2394 nucleotides long. RefSeq lists its product as uncharacterized. Lineage: Eukaryota; Viridiplantae; Streptophyta; Magnoliopsida; Fabales; Fabaceae. Gene Ontology annotation, biological process: meristem development; meristem maintenance. Bases 1 to 2394 code for a protein of 797 amino acids. The transcript has a single exon. The record is from RefSeq and is a predicted model, not a curated record.